Messenger RNA from Cyprinus carpio (common carp), 3285 nucleotides. Its product is annotated as E3 SUMO-protein ligase ZBED1-like. The record is from RefSeq and is a predicted model, not a curated record. The transcript has 7 exons. Gene Ontology annotation, molecular function: DNA binding; protein dimerization activity. Lineage: Eukaryota; Metazoa; Chordata; Actinopteri; Cypriniformes; Cyprinidae. Bases 554 to 2167 code for a protein of 537 amino acids.
UAUUGUUUCGACCCCGUCAGAGCGCUCAGAUGGAUUUAAAGUUUUUACAAAUGCUCUGCAGCAUAGCAGUAAGUAAUUACUCUAUAAUAAUGCGCGUUAAAAAGGCACCAGUGCUGGAAUGAAAGUAGAAUGAUUGCACUGCUGUUAUGUAUAAAUGAUAAAGUAAAGCGUAUCCACACACGAGUAAUAGAAAGAUUUAUUCUGCAUUUAUUUAUUUCAGGUAAUUAGUCUCAUCACAUCACACAGUGAGCAAACCAGUAUGAAAAACUCCAGCUGAAACAGCAGAGAUAUAAGUAACAUGAUAUCAUAAACAUGGAGUUAAUUAGAGAAAUAAGUGAAUCCAGGCAUUAAAGAGGUCUAGCUCCUGUCACAUCACAUUCUCCAUGAAGCAGUACUGAAAAGAUGGAGUUCAUUAAAGAGGAGAGAGAAGACACCAGUGAUCCAGAAGAAUACAAAACCAAGGAGGCGGAGCCCCAAACAGCCAGCAAAAAAGAGGAAGACUUCCCCUGUAUGGGAAUACUUUGAUCAGAUUUCUUUUAAUAAGGUGAAGUGUAUGUUGUGCUCUAAGGUACUGGGGUACAAUAAUAACACUUCCUCUAUGAUAAGGCAUUACCGUGCAUUGCAUGAGAACAAGGAGGGAAAUGAAUGUGGGCACAGCCAAGCCGCCAGAAAACAAGAGCUGGAUGAGGCCCUGGUCACGAUGAUUGUGAAGGACACGCAGCCGUUUAGUAUUGUAGAGGAUGUGGGAUUUAGGGACUUUGUUCAGAAACUAGACCCGAGCUAUGUUCUUCCCACAAGGCGGGCUGUAAAGGCCAUGGUGGAGGCGAAAUAUGCCGAGUCCAAGGAGAAGGCCAAAGCGGAAGUGAAGAAGGUGUCCGCAGUGAGCCUGACGUCUGACAUGUGGACGUCUAUCAACACGGAUGCCUGUCUGGCUGUAGCUUGCCACUACGUGGACAGCAACACCUGUCUCAACUCAGUUUUGUUAGGAGUGCUCACAUUUCCCCAGACACACACUGCUGAAGAUUUAGCUCAGGUGAAAGCCUCCCUCAUGGAGGAGUGGGGGAUAACCCACAGUGUAACCUGCCUGGUUACAGAUGGAGCUGCUGAUAUGAUCGCCUGCGGAAGGGAACUGAGGCUCCGGCACACGGUCUGCAUUGCACACACUCUGAACCUGAUCGUUAAAAAGGCUCUUGAGCAGACCUCGGCGCUCGCUGAUAUUCGGGCCAAGGCGAGGAAGCUCGUGGGAUUCUUCAGAAGCAGCACCACUGCUAAGGAAAAGCUUGCUCAGCUGCAGCAGCAGAUGGGAAGGCCUACGCUGAAGCUCGUUCAGGAGGCGGAGGCCCGCUGGAACAGCACCUUUGAGAUGCUGCGCCGUCUGGUGGAGCUCAGAGAGCCGGUGGGGGCAGCUUUGGCCAGUCUGGCCACCGAGAUACCCCCACUGAGCUCGGAUGAAUUCUCCUCCGUGAGCGCGUGCCUUGCGCUGCUCUCUGGCUUCAAUGACGCCACUGCGGAGCUGUCAGAAGAAAAGAGGGUUUCUGGCUCUAAGGUACUGCCACUGCUUAAAAUGCUAGAUGAAAAUCUGCAGGAGGAGAUGACGGAUGUGGCAUCUCCGGUGGCAAGACAAAUGGGAGAGCAUCUGAAAAGACAGUUAAGGGAGAAGCUCAACACCUUGCAGUCUAUGAGCAUCAUGUCACUCUCGACAAUGCUGGACCCUAGGUUCAAAGCCAUGGGAUUUUUAAGUCCUACAAAAGCCAGCGAGGCCAUAAAAAGGCUCACAUCAGAGUGUGCUGCCAUAGUUCCCACGCCUUCAGCAUCACGGGGGGCCGGACUUGUAACCCCAGGUAACAAACUGUGGCGUCACCUGGAUGACAGAGUGAUGGAGUCCAGAAGAAGGCACAGCGUUACAGCAGACGCUGCUGUGGAAGUCCAGCGGUACCUUGCCGAACCAAAUAUUGGGCGAUCGGAGGACCCCCUUCAGUACUGGGAGAGACAGAAGCUUAUAUAUCCUCAUCUGUAUAGGCUUGCUGUCAAGUAUUUAUGUACCCCGGCUUCAUCUGUGCCUUGCGAAAGGGUGUUUUCAAAGGCGGGAGAAGUUGUGUCAAAAAAAAGAACUCGCCUCAGCCCUAAAACACUAGAGAAAUUAAUGUUUCUGAAUAAAAAUGUCUGACGUAUUCCCUCUUCAUCAUUUUCCUUGAUAAAGUCAUCAGAGAACAUGACAAGGUUUAUUAGGACGAACUCUAAAAUUAAAUUUCACAUGGUUGAAACAAAUACUUUAAAAACAUUUAAACAAUAAUGAAUGUCUGUGCAUUUUGUAAUUUUCUAAUGAACAUUUUCCAGUUAUCAGUUCUAACUGUAGUGGUGUGUUUAUCGUAUUUAUCUUGUCUGUUACAAUGGAAUAUUUAUUCAUUUGCUUUGUCAGACUCGUAACUGUUGAACACGACUGUACUGAAGUCAAAACACCCCGUAAGCUGGGUAUCGCAUCCAUACAGUGUUUUCUAGUAAAGCGUUUAUUAAAAGUAAAUAUUAACAUCAAAUCUACUGAAACAUAUUAAGCUGUAGAUGCACAAAUACACCAAUGAAAAUACAUUUAUUGCAAAGUUUUGUUUUGUAUAUAUCGUGUAAAUGUAAAUGUGUGUGUGUUUGCUUUUGUACAUGAAUUAUGCUGAAUUAUUGAACUUGCCUUUCUUUUACAACUGGAAGAGAAUUUCAUCUGCGCUAGGUUGUAUCCACACUACAUUCUUGCUGUGCUUGCAUUGUGGGGGAAAAUGUGAGAAGGUAGAAUCCAUGCUUGACAAGCUCCCUUCUCAACAUCGCCACACUACAAUAUUUACACAGAAAUAUAGAAGUGCACUGACAAACUCUUAAGAUCUGUUUCCCAGCUUCUCUUACGGAGAGCCCGUGAUCUCUUACAGGGUCAGUUAGUGUAACUGCUUUCAUUUGAAGUGUGUGUGUGUAUCUCUCCUUCCACCCCGCUGUCCACUUCUUCUCUGUCCAUGUCUUGUUACAGUUUCUCCUCGUGCUCUUUACACUACACCAGUGGCCUCCACUCUACUUAUCAACACUUUACAUAUUUUUUUAUUGCUCUUUGUAUAUUUUUCCCUUUUUAGGCAAUUGAGAUAAAUGUGUAAAUAAUUAGGAAAACUGCAUUUCCUUUGUUGUCUGUUUUUAAGUGAGCAGUUAUUAAUUUGUGAUAUUUGAUGAUAUAGUUUUGUUUGUUGUGUUUGCACAAAUGGUACGUCAAUGUUUGUGAUUUGUAUAAAACCAAUAAAAGGAGCUACAACUGUU